This is a messenger RNA of Anisakis simplex (herring worm), 1218 nucleotides long. NCBI's taxonomy places the organism in Eukaryota, Metazoa, Nematoda, Chromadorea, Rhabditida, Anisakidae. The record is from the annotation of a GenBank genome assembly.
AUGAUGUGCACAGACGUGAACAACGAUGGCAAAGUAGAUUAUAUGGAAUUCACUGAACGAUUCCAUAAUCCAGCCAGAGAUAUUGGUUUCAAUCUUGCUGUGCUGUUAAUCAAUCUCAAAGAACAUAUCACCAAUGAUCCUCGUCUGGAGAAAAUCAUCGAAAAAGCGAGCACACUGCUUGACUAUUUUGAUCCAUAUUUGGGACGAAUCGAGAUAAUGGGCUCGAGUAAACGAGUUGAGAAGAUUUACUUCGAAAUACAGGAGUCAUGGUUGGAGCAAUGGGGCAAACAACAGAUUAGAGAUUCAAAGAAUUCCUUCUUGUUCAACGUGCUACAAGAUGAUGGCGGUGAUCAGGGCAAACUGGAGGCUUUCAUAAAUUUCUGUGAGGAUACAAUCUUUGAGAUGCAACACGCAGCUGAGAUAAGUUCUGGGGAUGCGGCUGAUUCGAAAGUUGAGCGAGCGAUGAAACAAAGAGAUUACUUCUUACAGCAAACUUCACCAAGCGAACAACUCUCACGCACCAUCAAAACUGGUUACAACUAUGGUGUGUCGGCAGCAAGUGCAUUGAAACCAUCAAACGUGAGUAAAUCUCUGCAAAGUGCUGCCGCAAAAAUCAGAGCAAUGACAUGGGCGCAGUUGAUGUUCGAAGCGGCAAAACUGAUCAUUCGUGGUGGCUAUAAGCUGGGAAUAGCAUUGUAUUUGAUCGCUUGCACUAUCUACAGUUUUGGCUACUUCUUGAUGAUCAGUGGAAGAGAUGAAGAAGAAAGCGAACAGGCCGCACUACCGAUGCCUGAAAGUGCAACAUCACGUUUCCAAGCGCAACACUCCACCGAAAUUCCUUCAUAUCGGAAUCGUUCUCGCGAAUACGAUAUAUUCGGUGUGCAUGUGCAUCAUGACGUGGACCAGCAACCACCAUCGCCGAUGUCGCAAACCCACACUUCUGAAAAUGAGCUGGCUCCUCCAUCCCCAACGCCUCCUCCUGAAGGUGGCUUGCAAACUGCCACUCCAGUACCACAACAACAAGCUAGCGAUAUUCAAAGUGUUGGAUCAGCUGCAUUUGCAAACGUUGCAAUGUCUCAGGCUGGCUCAGAUUUUGACUCGUCAGCCGAUUUUUAUGAGCCAAAAAUCGCCGAACAAGGUUCAUCGAGAAGCAAGGGAUCGAUUAUGGUGAAGACACAUUUUGAUCGCCCAUUAAACUUUCGUAUUGUCCUCUUUUGA